ACCUCCUCCAGCGAUGGAGGACAAGCCACAUAAGCCGCAUAGGGCGCCCCAGUCAGGCUCGAAGGCGGAGAAAAAGGACAAGGGGAAGGGGAAGGAGAAACAGCAUGGGUUCAAUGAAAAGGCUUUCGCUCCUAAAUCCGGGCGGCGGGCUGAUCGACAAGGUCGUCGUAACGUCGAGCGAGAGCAAACACGUCUCCAUGUCCCCCUCGUCAACCGUACUCCCGACCACGAGCCUCCUCCCGUGAUUGUUGCUAUCGUGGGACCGCCUGGGGUCGGCAAGACCACUCUGUUGAAAAGUCUUGUGCGGCGCUAUACCAAGCAGACACUCCAUGAUGCAAAGGGUCCCAUAACGGUCGUUAGCGGGAAGAAGAGGCGUCUGACGUUCAUCGAAUGCAACAACGACCUGAACAGCAUGAUCGACAUAGGCAAAGUUGCGGACCUCGUUCUCCUCAUGAUCGACGGGUCUUUCGGGUUCGAAAUGGAAAUCUUCGAGUUCUUGAACGUCCUGCAAUCGCACGGAUUCCCAAAGGUCAUAGGAAUUCUCUCUCACCUCGAUCUCAUCAAGAAGGCGGCGACGUUGAAGGACACUAAAAAGGCUCUCAAGAAACGAUUCUGGACGGAGAUCUACCAAGGCGCCAAGCUAUUCUAUCUCUCAGGCGUCCUCAACGGCCGAUAUCCCGACAGCGAGAUCCUCAAUCUCUCGCGCUUCAUCAGUGUGAUGAAGUUCCGUCCUCUCGUCUUCCGAAAUAGCCAUCCAUAUCUUCUGGCAGACCGUAUCGAAGACCUCACACCGCGAGAACAGAUCCGGCAGAGCGGGGGCAAGUGCGACCGUGUUGUCACUGUCUACGGAUACGUGCGCGGCACCAAUCUGCGCGCAGGAACCAAAGUCCAUAUCCCCGGUGUGGGCGACCUAGACAUGAAGAGCAUCACCAUCCUUGGCGACCCGUGUCCGCUGCCCGACGUCGACUCGGAGAAGCGCCGCAAGUUGAGCGAAAAGAAGAAGCUGCUUAUCCAUGCGCCGAUGAGCGACGUGGGCGGUAUGAUGUACGACAAAGACGCGGUGUGGAUCAAUGUCCCGGGCAGUUUCACGCGAGGGAACGCAGACGUCACGCAGGGAGAGGGAGAGCAGAUGGUCAUGGACCUCCAGGAUGCGAGAGCGACGUUGGAAGACAGCGUUGCUCAAAGCCAUAUCCGACUCUUUGGAUCGUCCUCCAAGCAUCUCACGGUGGACGAAGACGACCGGAGCGAUGAAGAGGACGGCCGCCCCAGCGACGAGGAUGACGAAGAUGACGAAGACGAAGACGAGAGCGACUCGGAGGAAGAUGACGAUGAUUUGAGCGCCGGCGAGGACGAGGGCGAGGACUUGAUGGAUAUUGGGGACAACAGCGGCCGGGCGUCCCGUCGAGAUGUUACUCGCACGGUCCCAGUCGCCGGGAGCUCAAAGGGCAGGACAGCGGACAUCGAAUAUGCGGACAGCGAUUCGGAUCUGGGUGACGAAGAUGAGGAGGAAGAAAGACGUUUGGAUUUCGGCGACGAGGAGCAGAUGCAUUUGCCCAGCGAGGAAGAGGAAGACGGGGAGGAGGAUGUUCCAAGGUGGAAAAUGAACCUGGCUGAAAGAGCCCAGGCGACAGCGGGAAAGUCUCGUCGACGGAAAGACUGGAUCAAGCUGAUCUAUGCGAGUGAUCUCACCCCCGAACAAGUGCUGAGCGGGAAGGACGAGACAGAAAACGACACGCCUGAAAACGACGAAGAAGACGAAGAGUUCUUCCGCAUCAAACCGAGGACGGGGGGUGAAGUGGAACAGACUGAUUCCAGCAAGCAAGCGUGGACAGACGAAGAACUCCGGCGCUGGGAGGAUGAAGACUUGCUCGAUUCGAUCCGGCAUCUCUUCAUCACCGGUCCGGUCGAGGGUGAAGGUGGUAACGAGGAGUACGAGGAUGCUGAUGGCGAUGGGGAUUUCGAAGAUCUGGAGGCAGACACCCCGAAAGCGGCCGACACCGAAGCAUCUAAGGCUGCUGCUCUCGCUGCGAAGAAGGAGGAACUCAAACGCAAGUUCGACGAGCAGUACGAUGAUCCGGAAGCUUCCAAGAUGGAUUUCUACACAGAAAAGAAGGACGAAAUGUCCAGGCAACUGCAGCUGAAUAUCGACGAGUUCAAGGAUGUCCCGGCGGAAACAAGGGCCCUUGUGGAGGGCCAUCGACCCGGUGCCUAUGUGCGCAUCGAAUUGAUAGACGUGCCGUGCGAGAUGAUCGAGAACUUUGACCCUAUGUUCCCUCUUGUUGUUGGUGGCCUGCUCCCUGCGGAGGAGCGAUUCGGUUUCGUCCAAGUCCGGAUCAAGCGACAUCGCUGGUUCGUGAAGACUUUGAAGACCAAUGACCCAUUGAUAUUCUCGCUGGGCUGGCGGCGGUUCCAGACGGUGCCCAUCUACUCUCUGGAUGACCAUUCGAUCCGGAUGCGGAUGCUUAAGUACACGCCCGAGCACAUGCACUGUUAUGCCACCUUCUAUGGCCCUGUGUCGCUGCCAAACACGGGCUUCUGUGCCUUCAAUUCGAUGGACAGCAACACCCCAGGGUUCCGGGUCUCGGCCACUGGCGUCGUUCUGGACAUUGAUCGCUCCGCAAAGAUCGUCAAAAAGAUCAAGCUGACGGGUGUUCCGUACAAAAUCUUCAAGAACACGGCAUUUGUGAAGGACAUGUUUAAUUCUGCACUUGAGGUGGCCAAGUUCGAGGGCGCCAACAUCAGAACAGUGUCUGGUAUCCGCGGUCAAGUCAAGAAAGGCCUUUCAAAACCUGAUGGAGCAUUCCGAGCCACAUUUGAGGACAAGGUGCUGAUGAGUGACAUCAUAUUUCUGCGGGCCUGGUACUCGAUCCAGCCACGCAAGUUCUAUAAUCCUGUCACGUCUCUCCUCUUGUCGGACAAGUCACAUUGGACAGGAAUGCGGCUCACCGGUCAGGUCCGCCGUGAUGAAGGGAUCAAGACACCGCUGAACGUGAACUCGACGUACAAAGCAAUCGAUCGCCCGCAGCGGCGGUUCAACCCGCUCAUUGUACCGAAGAAGCUGCAGGCCAGCCUACCGUACGCGUCGAAACCGCGAAUGAUGAAGCCGCAAAAACAGCAGACAUACCUACAGAAACGAGCUGUUGUGAUGGAGCCCGAAGAACGCAAGGCUGUCGCCCUCUUGCAGCAAAUUCGCGCUCUGCGAAAGGACCAGGUGGCCCGCCGGAGAGACAAGAAGAACGAGAAGAGGGUCGCUCAUCAGAAAAAGGUUGAGAAGGAGGAUGAAAAGAGGACCGAAAAGGUCAAAGAACGGAAAAAGGAAGUUAUGCGGGCAACUGGAAAGAAGAGUAAGCGAGAAUCAGACAUGGAAGAGGGUAGAGGAGCAAAGCGCAGGAAGACGUGAUGAUUUCGUACCAUCUGGCAGUGCAUCGCCCCUUCAGACCUCUCUUGUACCAUGAUCUGCAUGCAAUUACUCCGAUCCUCCCCAUCGUAGCAAAGAGGAAAGAGGGUAUCUGUAUAUACAUAUAAAGAUGUUACAUAACGAGGUCAACGAUAGAUAGUGAUACAUAGUCAUGUUUGAGCGACCAUUUCGUUUCACGGUCGCAGAGCUUUGAUUUCUGCCUCCACAGUACGCGAUCGCUCGGACCGUUCCCGCUGCAACGGUAUGAUCUGAAAGCGGUCAGGAUAUAUAGCAGCCCGAAUCUACAACAAACCUGAUCGAGCUCCCCUGUGACUGCUAAU
Messenger RNA from Mycena citricolor, 3738 nucleotides. Lineage: Eukaryota; Fungi; Basidiomycota; Agaricomycetes; Agaricales; Mycenaceae. The record is from the annotation of a GenBank genome assembly.